Molecule: messenger RNA, 1561 nt
Organism: Aspergillus welwitschiae
Lineage: Eukaryota; Fungi; Ascomycota; Eurotiomycetes; Eurotiales; Aspergillaceae
Product: putative mitochondrial carrier protein
Exons: 7
Coding region: 481-1470 (329 amino acids)
Biological process (GO): transmembrane transport
Source: RefSeq, a predicted model, not a curated record
CCACAACUGGUAUUACACCCGCAGUGAUCUGUUUGGCAACCGAGCCUCCCAGCGCCGGGCUCUGGUUUCCAUCUAAAUACAUAACGCCGUGUAUUCUUAUUUCCAUUUCACCUAUACCUUUUAAACCAUAACUGUUGGUGAGUGAUUAACAAAGGCUUGUCACCACUAAAAGGAAACCUCUUGUCUCUCGAAUACACGCCAACGGAAGUGCACUGGAUCCCAACAAGUCACGAUAGACCAAUUAUCCCAUGGCCUAUAGACAAUAUACCGGAUGAUCCGCAUGUACCCUAUUUAAGUCGUCUCGCUAUAGGCCCUAUCCAGUACGUCUGUCACAUAGUGGCUAACUGAAUUCGUGUUCCCCACAUCUUGCUACUAUCAAAUUGAUUUACCUCGGUUUCUUGCGAAGGACCCAACGUCAGCUUGGACCGCCACCGGUCAGGUCGAUGCAUCAAUUCGGACGGGCAAAGUGCAGACUACAAAAUGCCCCAAUCACCAAUGUCCAACACUAUUCAGGACCAUUUCACGGAGAAAACGCCAAGUUUUAUCAAUAAAACCAGGUCUAGAAUUUCCGAACCCGUUGUUGCUGCUUUCAUAGCCGGAGGAGUAGCGGGUGCAGUGUCGAGGACACUUGUAUCACCACUCGAACGUCUCAAAAUCCUUCUCCAGAUUCAGAGUGUCGGCAGAGAGGAGUACAAAUUAUCAAUAUGGAGAGCUCUCGUCAAAAUCGGAAAGGAAGAGGGAUGGAAAGGCUUCAUGCGCGGAAAUGGUACAAAUUGUAUUCGCAUCAUUCCUUAUUCGGCGGUUCAAUUCGGCAGCUAUAAUUUUUACAAAAAGUUCGCGGAAUCUUCGCCAAAUGCCGAGUUGUCAGCCAUGCAGCGUCUUCUUUGUGGUGCCGCUGCCGGCAUCACGUCUGUGACAAUCACCUACCCUCUUGAUAUUGUCAGAACUCGACUCUCCAUCCAGUCAGCGUCAUUUGAAGCUCUCAGUCACCGAGGGGUUGGCGAGCAGUUACCGGGCAUGUUUACCACCAUGGUAUUGAUAUAUAGAAACGAAGGCGGCAUCGUAGGUCUUUACCGUGGCAUUAUACCUACUGUUGCUGGUGUCGCCCCUUAUGUCGGCCUCAACUUCAUGACGUAUGAAUCUGUCCGCAAGUAUUUGACACCUGAAGGCGAUGCGACACCAGGACCCCUGCGUAAACUACUUGCCGGUGCAGUGUCCGGCGCAGUAGCACAGACAUGCACAUACCCAUUCGAUGUCCUACGACGCCGCUUUCAGAUUAACACGAUGUCUGGGAUGGGAUAUCAAUAUGCAUCAAUCAUGGACGCCGUAAAGGCCAUUGUGGCACAAGAGGGCUUGCGGGGCCUGUUCAAAGGAAUCGUGCCAAAUAUUCUUAAAGUGGCUCCCAGUAUGGCUAGUAGUUGGCUCAGCUUCGAGUUGACCCGGGACUUUCUAGUGAGUUUGGAGGAAUAAUAGAUAUGACAUCAGUAAAUAUGGCCAUGGCACCAGAAGGAUUACAUAUCACACCUGACAAAUAAAACAUUCUUCUAUUUUGAAAAAAAAA